Messenger RNA from Paramecium tetraurelia, 4107 nucleotides. RefSeq lists its product as uncharacterized. The transcript has 4 exons. Lineage: Eukaryota; Ciliophora; Oligohymenophorea; Peniculida; Parameciidae. The record is from RefSeq and is a predicted model, not a curated record.
AUGAUUUACAUUACAUUAUUGAGUUGUAUUCUUCAGAGCAUAGCCAAAGAUUGCUCUUUAUUUCCAAGUGAUUACACCAAGAUAGUGGGAAAGGAGAACGAAAUAAUUGUUUAGGAUAUAUGGGAGUAUUUUAGUUAAGUUAAAUACGACGACAUCCUCAUAUUAACAGAUCAAAAUAACAAGCUUACUUUGCUACCACCGAUUGAUCUAAAAACUAAUAGCGAAUCGGUUCCCAAUGUCGAUAAAGUGUUAUCAUACUCUGUGUUGACUACUCAAAGUUAAUGGAUGAAUAAAUUUCAACUCCUAGCUAUUAGAAAUCAAGAUGAAUAAAUUAUAUCAUGGACAGAAAAAAUUGUUGCAGGUACGUAAUAGAGAUACCCAACCUUUGAUAAAACAAUUUUACUUGGAAAGACUGACCAAGUUAUUUGCCAAUCUUCAACUAUUUUAGAUAUAACUCAUCUACUAAUAGAUUGCUAUUAAGUUAAUGAAUAAGAGCCAUAAAAUUAUUUUUAUAUGAUUAGCGAAAAUGAUGCUUAAUAAUAAUUAAAAAUCGAAAAUGCGUAUCCUUAUGAAAAAAAUUAAUAAAGAUACAUUGUAAGCACUUAGAACUAUAUAUAUAGAGUUACUUUGAAAACUAAUAAUAAUCCAGCAAUUAUUGAAUUGUUUACUUAUGAUUUAGAGAAAAAAGACAUAAAACUUUAAAAAACCAUUAACUAAGAGUUAAUUCAAUAAAAUGUGAAUAUUACCGAAUAUUCCUUUGAUAUGGUUGAUGCCAAAAUUAGUCCAUCUGAUUAAAUUGCUAUUUUAGACAAGACUGGAAAUGUAUUUUUACUCAAAUACUACUCCUCAAAUGAUACAAUCGAACUUAAUCAAUAGGGAUAUCUCUUAGGAGAAUCUAUUUCGUUUGAUUAUUAAUUCAAUAAUAACGAAUUUGCAAUCGUAUAAAAACAAUCUAUCAUACAAAACCAUAGAAGUUAUGAUUCAUUAGAAGACAUAUCAAAUUCGAAACUUCAUUUCAGCAAUAAUUUUAUAUUUUUAACUUCCCCCACUCAAAUAAUAGCAUUUGAUAAAUAUUUAUAUGUAAAUUAAAUUGCAUUAGGCGAUUUCAGCAAUGUAUUGACAGAUUAGAAUUAAAAUGACUUCUUAGUCUUCACCAAUAAAAAUAUCAAACAUUAUAUAAGUAACCCUCACUAUAGAAUUUAGUAUCAUAAUAAUGAGCAAGGCAUAACUGGAAAUGCAAAACUAAUUCUCAAUGGCUGUUAAGUCACUAUAGAUUAUUAGACAGUCCCAGCAAAAUCUGUCGAUUUGGUACUAGUAUCAAAGGGAAAUAUUUAAGAUUCUCCAUUUUUCUCAUAAAAAAUAUUCUAAAAUAAUUACAAUAUCCGUCCCAGAUAAUUAGUAUCUGGUCCAAAACAACAUAUUAGUUUUUAAUAGAAUACUAAAAAUGAUCAAAAAAGUGGUGGAAAUAUGACUUAUAUUGGAGUUUAGGGAGAUACAUUUGAUAAGUAUACAAAUAAAAACUUGAGUUUAACCGACUUAAUCUUCCUUUAAACUGUUUCUAUGGCUUAAUCUUUUGAUUAGCCUUUUGCAAUAAUCACCUAGAAUAAACAAAAAGAAUUGGCUAUAUAUAGUUGCUUAACUUUUACAGCUGAAAUUUGUUAAUUGUCCUAUUAGGCUAAGUUGGACUUUGAAAUUACUAAGGAAAACACUCUUAUCCAAUACUAUUAUUAUUAAUUUACAUUCAUCACACUAUUAAAUGAGAAAACAUUGUUCUUUUAUAAAUAUUAGUCAAACUCAUAUUUCAACCGAACUAUUACACUUAAGGAUGAGGACUAAAUCAAAAGCAUAGAUAGCAUUUACUUGAGUUAUUGGUAUUUACUCUUAUUUUCUAAAGCAGCCAAAACUAUUAGUGUGUAUAAUUUUCAGUACGUUGAUUUCCUUUACGUUAUAAACUCUGAAAAAUUAAGCAAUUUAGGAUUUGCUGAUUGGGAUCCAUAAAGAUUAUUUUCAAAUGACUUCGACCAACAAUUAUUUGUUGUUAAUGGAUAAGCAUAGAAUCAACUUCUGAUCUUGAAUUUAACUAAAACAGAUUUCUCUUUUGGACAUCAGGGUUAUUAGUUUUUAUAAUCGAUUUGGCAUCCUUUAAUAGCAGAGCUUAAGGGGAAAUUUACAUUCCAAAUAUACAAUAGAUAAGAUCCUACAAAUAUCUAUCUUGAGAAAACUCCAUCUUUUUAUGACUAUUAGAUUGAAAGUUUUGACUCAUUCUUUUGGGUUGCUUAUAAUAAUUUGUUGCAUGUCAAAGCAAAAUCAGAAUUCAAAUCUGUUAUCUUAUCAUAUAUUGUUGAUUUGACUGAUCACAAUUCAUUAUAUUGUGUAUAAGAUUGGGAUCCAGCCAAUCAAUUUGUGACAGCAACUUAGAAUACAAUAUUAUAAUUUAGUAAGGACAAUGUUUGGGUAUAUUAUAUCUAAAGAUAUCCUUACGUGUCCUAUUCAGUUAGUUUUGAUGACAGCAAUUUCAUUUCUGAUCAAGAAUAUACUAUAGUAUACUCAAAUGAAUAACUGUUAUUGGUUAAUAGAAAUUUCAGAUUGGUUAACAUCUAUAUUGAUUUGAAGAUUAGUUAGGAUAAAUUAAACAUAACAACUAAUUUAACUUCCAAUCAAGAACACAAUUAUAUAUAAGAUAUGGGUAAUGAUUGGUUUUCAGGAGAGGUCACCUAAUUUGAAUUGUAUUUACCUCAAUUUAAAGAUCAAAAAGCAGAAAUAAUAAAUCCUAUUGAAGUUGUAAAACCAUAUUAUCUAAAUAAUUCUAUGAAUGCAAUUGAUUUCAGUACAAACUAUAUUUUUGUUCUGAAAAAUGAUUCCUAUGUUCUUAUUAGUAAAAAGACAAAUGAAGUUGUAGUCACUGAGAAAAUAACUGCAGAUUAUUUAUGCGAAGAUGUCAUAGCAAGUUUUGAUUCCUAGGUCUUGAUUUAAUGUGUUAAAGAUAAAUUAUAGUAUAUUGGUGGAAUACAAUGUGAAAAUACCAAAUGUAAAAUAGGUAGUUCUUGGCUAUAAAUUAAUGGUGACAUCAUAUCAGGAUACAUAGAUACUGAAAAUAUCUUUAUUAUUUAAAGACAGGAGAUCUUGGCGUACUCCAAAGAUAUUCUAGACUUAUCCAAAGCUUAAAAUUACGGUAAAGUAAGUGUUACAGAUUUGGAUAAUUACUAGUAUGGAUUAACUAUUUAAAAAAUUAAGAAGAAUCACUAUCACGUAUAUUGCACUGAUCAUAAUUAUGCAUUUAUUACACUUGAAUAUAGCAUAAAACAGAAUCAAAUUUAGAGAACCAACAAAAUUACUUUCAAUUUAUACGAUUUUAUCAAUGAAAACUUCUAUUAACUUAGUGGAACCAUUUACUCUUGCAUCAAAACAAUUAAUGUUGUGACUACUGAUACAUCAUACAAAGCAGACUUUAUUCUAUUUGCCACUGUUGGUCCUCAUUAUGGAGUACACGUUGAGUUUGCUUGUACUGCUGACCAAUGCAAUUUGCAAUCAAAGAAGAUUGUUUUUGUUUUACAAGGCUAUGGAUCAUUCGAACUCUUGGAGUACAUAUUCGCAAAAGUUAGAAUUGUUAACAAUUUCAUUUAAAUUUCCUAUACAGACUCUGGCAGAGUGAAAUUGGUUUAGACAAUCUAUUAACUACCUAAGGUCUAGGCUACCCAUACAGCAGUAAUCUUUUUUGCCGCUUUAAGACCUGCAUACUAUUAUUCAAGAAAUUACAUUUAAGAGGAAUUGUACUCAUACGAAAACUAAUUGUAUUACAUUACCAAUUCAGAGCAUAUUGACUAAUUAGCAUUGUAUAAGAUUAAUUCAUCUCCACAACUAUUGCUUGACGGAAAAUUUGAUAAAUCCUCUGGGUAUAUUAGAGUUAAAAACGAUUUUUCAUUUGAUUAAAUACCCAUAACUAUUCAAGGACCUGGUGGUAAUGAUGAUGACGAUCACGAUAAUACUACUACUAGUGGCCAUACAGGAGUUUGGGUAGCCUUGGGUAUAUUCGGAGGCUGUCUAAUCUUGGGAACAGGAUAUUACUGUUACAAGAAGAAGAAAACUAAGGUCGACACUUUAAUUUGA